AUGGCUAAACAGAAGAUGAGUUUGAUACGAAGGAAGUUGCUGGUGGCCAGUUUUUAUUCUAUAUGGAUUAUAUUGAUAGGUUCUGCCCAUGUGUGGCCAGUUUUAAAAGCCGCCGUGCUCUCACCCUUAAGUUUACUGGCGUGCUUUAUUACUUUAGGGAUUAUUACUUCGGACUAUUUAACACCAAAUUUAGCCGUAAUAUCACAAGAAAUAUUAUUCAUUUCAGAUAGAGUAUCGGGAAUGACGUUAAUGGCAUUAGGAAAUGCUCUACCGGACAUUACUAGUACGUACAAAGCAAUGAAAAGAGACGCUACGACACUUGCUAUUGGAGAAUCAUUCGGGGCCAUUUUCUUCUUAUUAACAGUCGUUAUAGGGUCUAUGCUGAUGGUACGAAAUAUUCAGUUGUCAAAGCGCUCUGAAUAUACACAAGGCAAUUUUGAGCUUGAUCCUGAUAACAUAGAUGCGUGGGACACAAUCUACUACAAUAGAAAUCAGUUUCUGCGAGACCUUUUUAUGUUUGCAUUUUUGAUAAUCAUGAAUAUCUCCUUCUUGAGAGAUGGACAAAUUGCCUUUUGGGAGUGUUUGGUUAUGUGCAUCAGCUACUGCCUGUAUGCAGCGUACCUUAUUGUUUCCAUCCAAAGACCCGAUGUUUCUAAUCGUGACGAAAACGUACCGAAUAUCACUGUAACUGGUCCGCAAAUACAUGAGGAGGAUAAUAUGGAAAGAUUCUUGAAAACUGUUCAAGACCGCCGAAAUUAUCUAAGAAAGAAGAUCAGAAUGUAUUUAAGGAGAAGGUAUAAAGGAUGUGCUAAUUUGAAACUUAAUGAUACACUUGAUUUAUGGGAAAAUAGUACUAUUUUUGAGCAUGAAGUCGAUCAAGCUUUAAGUAGAGCAACAUCUCCAAUAGCAAGACCCCUGGCCCGUUCUAAUUCAGAAACAAAUUUUCAGCACUUACAGAGUAUACCUCAGUUAUCUCUCAACGGACAUGCUGCUGCAAUGUGUACAAAUGGGGGAACUUCAAUAAAGGAUCCUAACGAAUCUAAAUCUGACAAUUCUUUCUCAAUAGUGGCACCAAAACCUAUAAACACAAGCCGCCAGAUGGAUUUAGAGUCACAGUCCAUUGACAGUGAUGACAAUUUCUUACAACCAGGGAGAAUGGAAGCUUUUAGAUCCAUCAGUGUAGAUAAUUUAAGAAUGCUUUCCGAACAGUCUAGUAUGUUAGAUGAAAUAAGUGAAUUGGACUUUGAACUUAAUCAUGGUAUUUCAGCUGAGCCGGAAGAUCGCUGGGACUCCAAGUUAAGAAUAGUGAAAUAUCUUACAGAUGGGGGAUUCACCACUUCAACAUUUGAGCUUUUAGUCAUCCUAGUAACCACACCGAUUAUAUUCCUUCUGACGUUUAUUAUACCAUUGCAUUAUCCCUCACAAUCUGGAAACCAGUUCUUCAGAAUUGCCUACUACACUCAAUGUGCCUUUUCACCAUUUAUCUCCUAUUUGUUGGUACAGCGUGAGUUUAACUUGUGGCUUUUUGGACUGGGGAUGCUUGCUGGCGCGAUUUUGGUUUCAUUUUACAUGGCAGGAAAACUUCACAUUAAGGCCAAAUAUAUAUCCAUAUUCGGUUUCAUUCUUUCUCUAUCAUCUAUCUCCUUUAUUGUAGGAACAGUCAUAGAUAUUUUAACUAACUGGGUUGAGAUAUUUGAUGUAUCGGAAGCAAUAUUAGGACUUACCGUCUUUGCAUGGGGUAACUCUAUUGGUGAUUUAGUUUCCAAUAUAGCUUUCACCAAAAUUGGUGUUCUUGAGAUUGCAUUAGGUUCGUGUUUCGGAAGUCCUUUAUUGUACUUCCUCUUUGGAGUUGGUAUAGAUGGACUGUUAGUUAUUCUUCAACGAAAUGAUUCAUCGGAAAUCAAAAUAUGGAAUCGAUACAUAGAGUUUGAAGUUAAUGACAGACUCAUUGUAAGCUGUAUUGGAAUUGUAUUGGCAUUCGGAAUUUUCAUUUUUAUCGUUCCUUUAAACCGUUGGAAACUUGAUAAGAAAAUCGGAGGACUGUUACUCUUGCUCUAUGUGUCUGUAACGGGAAUAAAUAUCAAGUUAGAGCUCACCAUGUAA
Messenger RNA from Kluyveromyces marxianus DMKU3-1042, 2103 nucleotides. It is a transcript of the gene YCX1, whose product is annotated as Ycx1p. Gene Ontology annotation, biological process: transmembrane transport; intracellular calcium ion homeostasis; monoatomic cation transport. NCBI's taxonomy places the organism in Eukaryota, Fungi, Ascomycota, Saccharomycetes, Saccharomycetales, Saccharomycetaceae. Bases 1 to 2103 code for a protein of 700 amino acids. The record is from RefSeq and is a predicted model, not a curated record. Gene Ontology annotation, molecular function: monoatomic cation transmembrane transporter activity. Gene Ontology annotation, cellular component: membrane. The transcript has a single exon.